GGAGGACCCACGGAAGGAAAGCCGUCUCUACCUAUGUCAAUCAUCGCCCACACCGCAUGAUCACAAGAUCAUAUGUCGAGGCUGUUCUUGGGCCGCUUCCCAGCAGCGGCAUCACCACACACAUCUACCUCACCCCCCACACCCCCGACACGCACAUUCUGGCUAUCACGUCUCUCGUCGCGGCUCCGGGCGCGCUUCCUGCUGCCGCGGAGACCGCGGGAGGCCGACGACUCGCUCGACACACCCCUGCGACGGCCAGAGGCAGUCGACGGGCGGCUGCUGGAACACAUCUCAAUCACACUGAUCUGCAUGUGGGUAGCGCAGCGCACAGGACACAGAGGGGAGAAAGGUGUGUGUGGAACGAGGGAAAGGGUCAGUGUGUCGUUGGUGGGAUGGAUGGAUGGAUGUGUACCUACCAGGUGUUGGUAUUUGCCGGAGGAGAGUUCGUUUUCUGCCGUGAGGAGGCGGAUGGGGUCGAGGGGCACCCUGCCGUGGGACGGCAGCGCAAUCGACUCGGUGAUCCACCUACACACACAAAGACAGACACAAAGAGGAGGACGGAUGCGCCCCCGUCUCUUGAGUGUCUUCUCCCUCCGUCCCUCCCUCCCUCCGUCUCUCCCUUGCCUUUUGCAUUUUGGCGUAUUGAGUAGGUCCUGCAGCUCGUAGAUGGCCCGCUCCACCCUCCAGCGCAUCACGUCCCGCCACACAGGCAGACAGAACACCUACAUGCAUCACAUCAACACACCACCCACCCAAGAGAAAGAUAUUUCACCAGCCCGCCCGGUGUCUGGUACUGUAUGCCCACCCCUCGCUUGUCUAUCCCCGUUGAGGAUCGAAACGUCACCAACACCGCGUACUUGACCGUCGGUGAGCACGGGUCGUGGUUCUUGAGACUGACACAAAGGCACACACUCCACACAUCCCGCGCACAGCUGUCUGUGUGUGUGUGUGUGUGUGUACCUGUACAUGACUUUGAAUCGGUAGAGAUCGGCGCCCCGCAACGGGACACGGUUCUGCGAGUAUGAGGGAAGCCGGUUGCGGUCGCGCCACUGAACACAUGUGGCAGUGACGUGCAUCAGUCAGGGUGGCGCCCCUCCCUCCCUCCCUGCCUGUUUGUUUACCUACCUUGAUAUUGAAGACGUCGGUGAAGUAGGCGUGCAGGAAGUGCUGGUGCAGGAACCACAGGGUCUCACGGUUCUCCGCAUACGCCGUGGCCCUGUCCUCACACGACAACCAAUCUGACACAUCACCACACCACACCAAACCACACCACACCACACCACACAGAGACACCCAUCCAUCCAUCCAUCCAUCCAUGUCGCCAUAACGACGGUAUGUAAGUGUGUUAUGUCGUGCCUUCGUCAUCCUCCACGUCUCGCAGAUCCCUCUCCCUCUUCUCCGACCACCACCACCGUGUCUCACGCCCAGAGCCGCGACUGCCGCCAUCGUCACCACCACGAGCAGGCGACGUGGUGAUGCGUCCAUCGCUGGAGGCCGAUGUGCGUGUGUCAGGCGGUAGGGGGGUCUGCUGGGGCAGGGGGAUCUGGUGUGAGGCGGCGAGGAUGUCGAGGGUGGCCUGGGCGACCGUCCACCUGAACACAGGCACGUCGAGGCAGAGGGGAGGGGGGACGGGGGGAGAGCACGUGCUCUGCAUGCCGUGUUUUGGUGCGCCGCUCACUCACUUGGUUGUGUCGAGUCCCUGCUGGAUGAGGUGGCGGCCAUCGUGUGUAUCGACGUACCCGACCUGACAACAAAGGAACAGAGGGAGAACAGGGCACAUUGCAAUGAUUGCACCGAAGGGAUAUCAAAAGCACCUCUCACUCACCGUCUUGAGCGCGUCACAUGCCAGAUCUCGGACCUUGCUGUCGGCCGACAGAGAAUCCUGCAACCACACCCAUCCAUCCAUCCAUGCCUGAUGGUCCCGGCCCCUCAGCUUGUCCAUCCACCUUUGGAACGAGCGACAUGAUGGCAGUGCCGCACAGGCGGGCCGUGGCGUCGUUGAGGAUGCGCCUCAGAACGGGCAGGAGGUCCUGCAGCAGCGACGGCUGGAGCUCCUGAUCCAUGAGAGAAAAACAGCGGGGAGUUGCAAAAGGGAAGAUGGGACCGAGCAGGCCAUACCUGGACGAGCAGCAGAAUGCCUUUCAUCGCCUUUGACUACAAGGAAAUCUUGGUCCAUC
Molecule: messenger RNA, 2177 nt
Organism: Vitrella brassicaformis
Lineage: Eukaryota; Vitrellaceae
Source: the annotation of a GenBank genome assembly